This is a messenger RNA of Camellia sinensis, 1054 nucleotides long. NCBI's taxonomy places the organism in Eukaryota, Viridiplantae, Streptophyta, Magnoliopsida, Ericales, Theaceae. The record is from RefSeq and is a predicted model, not a curated record.
AAGGCUCUUGGCUGCGUUUAAUUGAUAGGAAAUGAAAGAAAUACAAAAAUGAAAACUAUUUUCCUUUUCUGCAUACGAGAACGUAGGUUCCACCAUUGUCAUUUUGUUGAAGAAAGUAUUUUUGCUUACAUCAUUUCCUCUAUAUAAAUAUUGAGAUUAUGUAGCUGUGGGAGAGUUAUAAAAAUUUCUGUGAGUUGGGUUGUGGACACCUUUGAUGAUUUCUGGGUUUGAUGACAGGGUUUGUGAAAUAUGGGAUUAGGAAAGGGAGAGUCUUGGGAUGUGGGCAAACCAAAGAGUUGGAAGAAGACAAAUGAUGCUGUGGAGGAGACUGGGUGUUAGGUUAGGUUGACGUCUAUUGGCAGCUGUGCUGUAUUUCUUCAAGAUCUAAAACAAAAUCUGAAAAGUUUAAUUGGUCUCCAUCAACUUUAAUUUACUUCAUUUGCUUUUCUGAAUGAAUUACAUACAGAUUGACAAGAAUGUAUUGAAGUUCAAAACGAAACCAUUGGAGCAUAUGGAGCUGAUGCGAAAGGUGUACGAAGGUGCAACUGCAACCAGGAAAUUCGCAUGGACACCAGGGGCAACGUUCGAACCUGUGGCCACGGAGGACAAUCUGUUGCUGGUAGACGAAGAUGACUGCAAAGACAGCAGUGGUUUGCCCCCUUUUCAGCCAUCCGCACAGUGUGGACAAACUGUCCACCACAGUUCUGCGCAAGAUGAGGACAUCCCGGUCAGUGUACAUGCUGUGGCAUCGGCAAUUCACGCUAAUGACACACCUAUGAGUGGCCGGAGCAAACGCAAACUCUGUCGUACAACACACUCGCAGCGGAAAAAAGGGCAGAGUGUCGGAGCAUUGCUCUUGGUGAGUAGCAUGGAAAACCUUGCGUCUUCAGUUAAAUUACAACAACGAGAAGUCCGCAUGCAUCAUGAAUAUGGAGAUUCGGCCUCAGACUGCAUUCGCAAGUGUAUGGUAAGGUUGUACUCCCUAGAAGGCUUGGACCGGCAAGACCCACUAAUCCUUUACGGUAUGUCGCUUUAUUCGGAAUCUACGACAUGA